UGUCACUAUGUACAGGCCAAAGUAAGAAGCUAAAUGGUGGGGUGUCAUCUAAAACAAGUAACAGCCUGUUGGAAUUAGAUACGUUUUAAGUUUCAUCUGAAAUGUCACAAGCUCGAUACUAUGAGCCGAAUGCGGGACCACUGAAACUCGAACAUGACCUCUCCUUCUCUCCAGUGCAUUUGGAUGCCACCCCUCGGGAUCUCAAGUUCAACCCUGUAGUCGGUUCUCCAUCAGUUGUAUACCAGACUGACUUUCGCUACAAAGGCUAUCCAGGACACAGCUUUCUAAGCCCUAGAAUCCCUGUCAUUCACUCGCUAGAAGCAGCAAAACGAGCAGAACAAAAAUACGCUGAUCACUACGGGAAACAGUCAUUAUUUGACCCAGUAAAGCCACGUCUGUACGAGGGUAACCGAGGCGUACAGUACGGCAGUCAACACUUACACACGCCCCCACCGGCUCCACAGCGAACAUAUAUACCUCCUUCUGUGAGGGCGGUACCAUUUGGAGAGAAUAAAACGGAGUGGCAGCUAAACCCUAGGCAGGAGGAGAUUGACAAACGCGUGUUCCUGCAGAAAGAGGUGGAGCAAGAUAUUCAGCGAUACAAGGAAGAACAGGCUCGGAAAAAACAUAGGGAAAUGGAUGAGAAGAAGAAGGACUUGGACCGCCUAAGGAACAACUUCAUGUUAGAUGCACAUAAAUAUGGUCAUGGUGCUUCAAAGGGGGAUGGCGAUCACAAGAGGAGGAAAUUCCAGGAGGAGGAGUUAUCUCCCCGUGCAAACCCUCGCUACAGAGACCCAAAGUAUGGUAAUCCUAACAGACAGCUAAAACAACCACUAGACCUGCCUGGAGAAGAGAAACCUAUGGAUCGCUGGACCUUGGAAGGGGAGACCAAGCAUCCAGACUUCUUCCUGAGCGAGCUGAGCAAGGAGCGUGCUGUGGAGCAGCCUGGCAACACGGACCACACCCUGCGGGGGGACGGCAUCAUCCGCUUCCAGGAGGAAGGUCGCAAGUCUAUAGAGAACCGAUUCGCUACAACAAGCCCCAGCAGGAGAAGGAGGAACUGCGGAGGGAUCUAG
This is a messenger RNA of Haliotis rubra (blacklip abalone), 1076 nucleotides long. RefSeq lists its product as uncharacterized. The record is from RefSeq and is a predicted model, not a curated record. The transcript is spliced from 11 exons. NCBI's taxonomy places the organism in Eukaryota, Metazoa, Mollusca, Gastropoda, Lepetellida, Haliotidae. Bases 102 to 1076 code for a protein of 324 amino acids.